AUGUAUUUUAAUAAACUACUUACCGUUUUUUUAAAAUUUAGUAUCACUUUACGAGAUCGAUUUCGAAUGGCACAAUAUAUUAUUUCAACUGCUGAUUUAAUAUCUCGUCGCGUAACAGUUUAUUUGGGUACUCCUAUCUUUGUUCUUGGUGUGAUAGGUGGAUUCCUCAAUGUUAUUGUUUUUCUCAGUUUGAAAACAUUUCGUCAAAGUUCAUGUGCAUUUUAUUUAAACAUCAUGGCAAUGGUUAGUAUUGGAUAUUUACUUACCGGUUUACUCACGUUUAUAAUGAUGUAUGGAUACGGUAUUGAUUGGACAAAACAAUCGAAAUUUUAUUGUAUAUUUAGAGAAGGUUUCGUUCAUGUUUGCAUGUUAAUUGGUUUUACAUGUUUAUGUCUGGCAACAAUUGAUCAAUUUUUAGCAACUUGUUCAUCUCCACGUUGUCAACAAUUGUGCAAUAUUAAAUUAGCUCGUCGUUUAUGCCUAGCAUUUAUUAUUUCGUGGCUUGCUUACGGAAUUUUAUUUUUUACUUCUUAUGAUUUGAUCAUUGAUCCUUCGACCGGUAAUCUAGAUUGUACAGUUACAAAUCAAACUUUUCAACAAUAUUUUAAAACUUGGCAUGUUCUUAUAUUUUUGGGUGUAUUACCAAUUUCUAUUACGGUUCUAUUUGGAUGCUUAGCAUAUAGAAAUGUACAAAGAUUAUCUUAUCGAACAUUACCUCUUGUUCGACGUGAAUUAGAUAAACAAUUAACAGUUAUGGUACUAAUGCAAGUUGUUUUUAAUUUCUUUGCUAUUACACCAUAUACACUUACAAAUGCAAUAAUACUUGAUCCCUAUAUCACACAAAAUCGAGUUGCAAAUGCAAUAUCAUCUUGUGCUAGAAUAUUAUCGAUUAUUUUACUUUAUACUUGCUUCGCAAGUCCAUUUUAUAUUUAUAUUUGUGCAUCAGAACGAUUUCGUCAUCAAUUGGUUUUUGUUCUUUACAAAAUUCAUCUUCGACGAUGGCGUCGUCGAAAUGUUGUUAUCGAUUUAGUAAUUCCACAACAAUAG
Molecule: messenger RNA, 1047 nt
Organism: Rotaria sp. Silwood1
Lineage: Eukaryota; Metazoa; Rotifera; Eurotatoria; Philodinida; Philodinidae
Source: the annotation of a GenBank genome assembly